Molecule: messenger RNA, 1656 nt
Organism: Brettanomyces bruxellensis
Lineage: Eukaryota; Fungi; Ascomycota; Pichiomycetes; Pichiales; Pichiaceae
Exons: 1
Coding region: 1-1656 (551 amino acids)
Biological process (GO): regulation of DNA-templated transcription
Molecular function (GO): DNA binding
Source: RefSeq, a predicted model, not a curated record
AUGAGUGCACUGGAAACGCCUCAGAAAGGUCAGGUAUCUGUUUCCGAACAGUCGCAUGUUUAUCCGGUUAAUCCAGAAAGUACAGAAAUUCAAGAAUCUAAGUUCAUCCAAAACAACAAAUAUCUUAAAAAUGAGCAUCAGUUCACAUAUUACAAUGUCCCAGGUGCAAAUUAUGCAGGGCCCUCGCAGCUGAAGAGAUAUCAGCUGGCUUUUGAGUCUGGAAUUGGCGAUGAAGUCGAUUUUUGCUUAAAUUCAUUGAUCGGUAACUCCUUCACACAUGGGAAAGAAAUUAAUCUCAAGAAAGAGUAUUCUUUUCUUACCGAGUACUUGAUUUAUUAUUUAAAUUGUCAGACAUUUAACCCAUGUGCAGAGAAUAAAGAUAUGGACAAAAGUUUGGGCUCCGCCCUCAUCCUACGAAACCUAGCUCAGGAUAUAGAUAACUCCCAAGUCAUCUCUAUGAACAUGCAAAUAAGAGAUGUGAUACUUUCUAUCCUCCAGAAUCCAAUAAUCCUUCAGGAUGAGUUUUCGGAUCCACAAUAUGAGCAGUGCAAGGAGCUUCUAAGAUAUACUAUGGAUAUAGUUGAGGCCAUAUCUUCUUACCUAGCCCCUGUUCCAGCGGAAGAUCCAUUGUUUAUGUCUUUAAUCUCGCUUUUGCGAACCGUGGAAGACAGAUCAACAAUCACAACUAUUUUCAGAUCCAUGAGCAGAAUGAUGUAUAACUCAAAGAAGGAAGGUGAUGCACCAGAUAGUAUCGAGGAUGAUGUUUUAGACACUGUUGUUUCCUUCUUAGCACUUUCGAUCGAUUCACAAAACGAUAGCGACGAGCUUAUUCUAACCUCAUUGGAUUUUCUAUAUCAAUUCAUCCAGCACAGCCGUGUGGACCGUUUGCUGUCUUCCUUUGAAAGAGCACAGGUGUUGGGCACAUUUUUGCCAAAAUUGCUUGUCUUCAAGUUAGAUUACAAAACAGAGCUUACACAGCCAUUACCGAUGCUACAACUUAUCCAAAGAGUACAUGAUCCUAUUCCGGAUAACCCCCCUGUGUUUCCUGAUGAGCUCAUUGCCUCACUCAACCAAUUGCCAGAACCAGACAGAGCUACUGCCUGGAUCAGAUGUGCGUUUGCUGCAGAUUUGGGCGGUGACGUCACGCAGAUCUCGUUAUGGAGAUGCUAUGAAACACAAUUUGCACCAUUUAUCGGUACCCAAAACUUGAAACUUCUGCCUGCCGUUGACUUCAUCAAAAAUGUCCAGCAUGCCUUCCCUAGAUCCUCGGCAAUGGUUAUCACUCUUGAUAACGGGACAAAGAAGUUUAUCAUUAAGGGAAUACGUCCAAGAGUGGCAGCUGUUGGUAUAGAGCAGGGGAAGAACGAUGCCCUUGUAUCUGGUGCAUCCAUCACUAGUCGUGGAAAUUGGGCGAAGUAUAGCAAGAUGAAAGAUUCCAUUCAAGAGCCUUACAAAUUGUUCCAGUACAACGCUAACAGUCACUUGCAGCUUAAUGAAAUUAACACCUCUGCUAGCCUUCUUUUGAAGCAGAUGGUUUGCAGUAAGAGUGGUCUAGAUCUUUUUACUGGGCGAAAGGAUGAUCUCAUCGACAAGCUUCUUCUGGUGCCCAACUUGCUUCCGUACAUUUACGACGUUUUGAAGCGGUUGCCCUACUGA